This is a messenger RNA of Oikopleura dioica, 2388 nucleotides long. Lineage: Eukaryota; Metazoa; Chordata; Appendicularia; Copelata; Oikopleuridae. The record is from the annotation of a GenBank genome assembly.
AUGUCAAGCAGAGAAAUCGAAAUUCUCAUCGACCCGGCAGAUGUGUGUCCUUAUAAAGAUGGUGCGCCAGAAGCAUUGCCCGAAGGAAAUGAAUAUUUCUACGGAUGCGAUUCUUGCUGUACAGAAGAAAUGUACAGUCAGGUAGAAGAUACGGCCUCAAUCGAUGUCUGGGCAUUUUCAGGGUGCUCGAACGAGACUGAAAUUGUCAACCAUGAAGAAUGCAUAAAUCUCUCCAAACAAAUCCACCUCGACCUGACAUGCUCGCCCAAUAAUUUCCUCUGGCUGAAUCCAACAAAAAACGCGCUAAAAGAUUAUCCCCUCUGCGCUGAUUUCUGCUCCGGCUGGUUCGAUGCUUGCAAAAACGUCCCUACUUGCACCUUUAAAGAUCACAAAUACUGGCCGAGUCCGAAUUUCUCCCAGAAAUGCGAACCUGAUGGCGAAGACAUUGACCCAAAUUUUUGCCGGGAUUUUGGAACGCAGUUUCCGGGAGCGAGGACAUUCUGCAUGAAUUUCUUUUCUGAAAUGGGCGAAGAAGUCAUUAUUCAAGCACCAGCGAGUGGGUUUUGCGUCGAUCCAUUACAACCAGAAAAAACACUCGAACACAUCCUGGCUGAAAAUGAGAUCAAGCUGCAAAAUAAUCAGAGCUACCCCGUUUUCGACUGCCAACCCGGAGAAACUGAGAUAACUUGGUGGAUGUGGCUCUUGAUAAUUCUCUUCGGCGUCGGGGUCAUUGGCGGUGUUGGAUAUUUCUUUUACUGGUUUUUCGUUUUGAGGAAGAAGAAGGAAUCUGACGAAAAUAAUCGAAUCGAUAUGUACGCAGAUGCAGAUGCGAAGGAGGAAAAUAUGGAAAUGGGUGAGCGCCAAGCUGAGCAGGAAAAUCAAGCUUAUGUCCAGGACGAAAAUGGGGAAGGAGACUCUAUUGCAAACGACCUUCAAAGCCAAGCCCCAAGCGUCCAGUCCUCUCAAAACCCGACGAUUCCUCCCGCCAUGACUCCAAUCAAUCAACUACCUCAACAGCCAAUGAUGCAGCAAGCUCCUCCCUAUUCCACGAUGCAGAGCAUUCAACCGAUUCCAAUGAGCACUCAGCAGAUGAUGUAUGGAAAUCCAUACGCAAGCAUGCCGUAUAAUCCGCAAAUGCAGAUGAAUCCGCAAAUGCACUCGCAGAUGAAUCCUCAAAUGAUGAAUCAACAAAUUCAAUUGAUCCCGAGCUCCCCACCAUCCACCGAUACGAAAACCGCUGCCGCUCAACCUCAAAUACCCCUGCCCGAGAAGCAACCUGAGUCUGAGCCGAAAGAGUCGGAACCGGCGAAUUCUGAAAAACCCGAAGAGCAUGAUUUUGACAUGACUUUGCCGAAAAUUCGAGUUCCGAUGGAUUCUGACUCGAGUUCUUCGUCGGAUGAUUCCGAGGGGCAGAGAGACUUCGAGGCGCAAAUUUUGGGAACAAAAAUUGAAGAGAAAAAAGAAAAAGAACAAGAAAAUUUCGAGAGAAAAGAAAGCGUGAAAGAAUUUGAAGAAAACGAAGCUCCAGAUUUAAACGAAAUUCCAACUGAAAAAGAAUCAGCAGAAAAAUCAGAAGAAUCCGGAGAAAAAAAGGAAGAGCAAGAAAAUGAGUCACCACCUCCGCCGAAGCCUAGAAGGUUGAGUUUGGCACCGAGCCCGAUUCAGUUACGCGCGCAGAAGACUCUUUCUGUCGACAGUCAGGGCUCGAUCCUGACGCAGGAUAGCCAGUCGAAAGAAGAAUUUGCUCUCGACGAAAACUCAGCUGACGAAAUCGACGAAAUCAAGGAAGACAAUGCUGAAACCCCCGAAAUAGAAACAAAAGACGUUGAGAAAUCCGAAGAACCCACAGAGAAAUCAAAACCUAUCGCCAAAAAAGAUGCGGGAAUGGCCUACCGAGAGGUCAAAAAAUACUACGGCCUCGUCAAUACAAGAAUCAAAAACGAGUUGAAAUUGCAAAAAGGCGACAAAGUGCAAAUUUUAUAUUUUUCCGCCGAAGCUGACGUUCUCGAAAUUCGAAUUCCAAGGACAGACGAAAGCGGCAAUUUUCCUAAGAAAUAUUUGAAUAUCGAGGAAAAAAUGGUCAGAUACGAUGCUGGCUCGUUUUAUUCCGUUGCUUUUUCGUAUGAGCCGAAUACCGACAAAUUGCUUAAGUUAGUCAGAGACGAAGAAAUUCAAAUAAUCCACAUUCCAGAAGAAGGAAAAUAUGUUACUGGCCAAAACAAAGCUGGAAAAGAAGGCCAACUUCUUCUGGAAGAGCUCGAAGAUAGCCUUCUCAAAGCAGGUCGAGUUCCAGAAGGCGCAAAAGAACCGAUAAAAACGAAAGAAGAGGAAAAGUCCCCGCCGAAAAAUGAAAAACCGAAAAAGAGUCGGAAAUGUGUCUUACUGUAA